Etheostoma spectabile (orangethroat darter) is the source of this 521-nucleotide messenger RNA. Its product is annotated as multiple epidermal growth factor-like domains protein 10. The annotation marks the transcript as partial. Gene Ontology annotation, cellular component: membrane. Gene Ontology annotation, molecular function: protein binding. The transcript has 4 exons. The record is from RefSeq and is a predicted model, not a curated record. Lineage: Eukaryota; Metazoa; Chordata; Actinopteri; Perciformes; Percidae.
UAAAGUUUGGACGUGUUGAGACGCGGAGUGGACACAGCGAGACACAGCGCGCUAAAUGUCUUCUGGGGUCAUUUCUCAGUAACAACAACUGGAUAUAUAUCUAUAUAUACAUACAUAUCACCAUCUACGACAAAGGAGGGACCCAUGAGCCAAGGGGGGGGCAUUAUUCUCUCUCAAAUAAGGUGCAGCUCUGCCUGAGAUGGCCACGUCGCUGUGCUGCCACAGGACGCUCCUAUUGGCCGUGGCCUUCUGUUUCCUGCCUUGCAUCACUUCCUCCCUCAACCUGGAGGAUCCCAAUGUCUGCAGCCACUGGGAGAGUUAUUUGGUGACAGUGCAGGAGUCCUACGCUCAUCCCUUUGAUCAGAUUUAUUACACCAGCUGCACCGACAUCCUCAACUGGUUCAAGUGCACCAGACACAGGGUGAGCUAUCGGACAGCCUAUCGCAGAGGAGAGAAGACCAUGUACCGGAGAAAGUCCCAGUGCUGCCCAGGCUUCUACGAGAAUGGAGAGAUCUGUUCUG